CUCUCUCUCUCUGUCCUCUGUCUCUUGCCCCAUUGCUUGUGAGCUCUCUCUGCAGAUAAGACGAACUGUCGAAGUCUUCCUUAUCGAAGACUCAGAGCAGUGACUUGUUGACAGUUAACGAUUCAAACGCUCUCCCUUUGGCCAUGGAGGCGUCAAUUUUUUCCGCAUUGUCACUAAAUUUUCGGAUUAGUAAACCUAGUUUUUUUGGCAAUGGAAACGUUGUUGAUAUCAGAGAGCUUAGUAGCUUGGCAUGUUCAUGUCUAAAUCAUGUUCGAAUCCAUCAUCGCCUUUCUUUAGCUUCACCAAAGCAACACAAUUUGGUUUUAGAUGGCAGUUUUGAAAGAGAAAUCAAGAUCAAAGUUUCUCCUGGUUGCCACUGUCUCAAUUUGCGUACUGGAAUGUUCACUCCCUUCAGACAAGCUUCCCAUCAACUAUUUAUGAAGCCAUUUCGAGUUAAAAGUGAGGACUCAGAGGGAACACUAAGUGGGGAAAGCAUCAUAAUAAAUGAGCAGACCUUAGAGCAGGAAUUACAGACUGCCAUUGAAGAGGAGAACUAUGCGCAAGCAGCAAAAAUCCGGGAUAACCUCCGACUUCUCCAGGAGGAUAGCAAGGCUUCAGUACUAGCAGCAAAUGCUCGGUUUUACAACUCAUUCAGGAAGGGGGAUCUGGCUUCUAUGCAAGGUCUAUGGUCAAAGGGGGAUAAUGUGUGUGUUGUGCACCCUGGUGUGAGUGGCAUAUCUGGUUAUGAUCUUGUAUUGGGGAGCUGGGAAUAUGUAUGGGCAGACUAUGAAUUUCCACUGAAGAUUGAGAUUGAGGAUGUUCAAGUUCACGUUGGAGGUGAUGUCGGGUAUGUUACUUGCACUGAAAUGGUUAAGACUAAGGGUAGCAGCCGGGGAAAGCAAUUUGCGACGAAUGUGUUUGAGAAAAUUAAUGGUCAAUGGUUUAUCUGUAUUCACCAUGCGUCUUCAUUUAUAGACUUGUGAUCAGAAUGCGUCAUUGUAUUAAUGCAUGCUAUGGGAAAUAGCUUUUGUGUAUGAGUUCUUGAUUACCUCCAUGCCAGAAUAUCACAAAUUUUGAAGUAACUCCUCCUUUACAGACAAGAAUAGCAGUCUUUUAUCACUC
Ilex paraguariensis (yerba mate) is the source of this 1122-nucleotide messenger RNA. Lineage: Eukaryota; Viridiplantae; Streptophyta; Magnoliopsida; Aquifoliales; Aquifoliaceae. The record is from the annotation of a GenBank genome assembly.